Acanthosepion pharaonis is the source of this 1146-nucleotide messenger RNA. The record is from the annotation of a GenBank genome assembly. NCBI's taxonomy places the organism in Eukaryota, Metazoa, Mollusca, Cephalopoda, Sepiida, Sepiidae.
AUGGAGGACGAAGCGCCUGUUAUUUACGGUCUUGAAUUUCCCGCUCGUGCUCUCACUGCUCAGACUGCCGAGACAGAGAAUAUACGAUUUUUGGUUGGAACUCAGAGUCUUCGAGCUGAAAAUCAAAUUCAUCAUAUAGAUUUUGAUGAUGAGAAUAAUGUGAUCAACAAAAAUGUGUUCCUGCAUCGGGAAGGUGAAAUUUGGUACAUCAGUGCCUCCACCAUGGACAAAGAUGUCCUGGCUACCUGCUAUAAUAAGACAGUAGACAGUCGCACAGAAGUACAGGCUGCCGUAUGGAGGCUACCUUCUGAUUUUGAUAACAGUAUGAAUGAGGAUCAUACAAAUAGUCAUCAGCCUCUGCAGCUGCUGUGUCCUCUUGAUUUUUCUGAUUAUGGAGAAAUUAAAUGUGUGUUAUGGCACCCGACAGGAGAAGCAAGCACAUUACUUGGACUUGCAGAUAACCACAUCUUGCUUUGGGAUUUAAAUGUAGCAUCUGCAUCAGCAAAAAUCUUUAGCUCCACAUCUCUUGAAGUGAAAGGACAGCCAAAAAUGACCUCAGGAAAGUGGAACCCGCAUCAUAAAUGCGCUCAAGUUGCUACAGCCAAUGACACAGCCAUUAGAGGAUGGGACAUCAGGACAAUGCAACAGGUGUAUGUUAUUGAAAAUGCACAUGGUCAGUUGGUUAGAGAUUUGGACUUCAACCCAAAUAAGCAGUACUAUCUUGCAAGUUGUGGUGAUGACUGUAAGGUAAAAUUUUGGGAUGUGAGGAACCCAAGUACACCCACAAAAACCCUCACUGAUCAUUCACAUUGGGUGUGGUCAGUCCGUUAUAACCAUUUUCAUGACCAGUUAGUGCUGAGUUCCAGCAGUGAUAGCCGAGUGAUUCUCAACAAUGUGGUAUCACUCUCUUCUGAGCCUUUUGGACAUUUGGUAGAGAGUGAGGAAAACAGUGACAGCGAGAAUAAUGAAAGAGUUCAUGAGAAACCAACUGACGGUGUUAUUGCUACAUAUGAAGAGCAUGAGGACAGUGUAUAUCAGGUGGACUGGUCAACUGCUGACCCUUGGAUCUUUGCAUCUCUCAGCUACGAUGGACGACUUGUUAUCAACCGGGUGCCCAGAACUGAAAAGUACAAGAUCCUUCUGUGA